This is a messenger RNA of Entelurus aequoreus (snake pipefish), 4420 nucleotides long. RefSeq names its product protein kinase, AMP-activated, alpha 2 catalytic subunit (gene prkaa2). Lineage: Eukaryota; Metazoa; Chordata; Actinopteri; Syngnathiformes; Syngnathidae. The coding region runs from base 59 to 1720 and encodes 553 amino acids. Gene Ontology annotation, molecular function: ATP binding; protein serine/threonine kinase activity. The transcript is spliced from 10 exons. Gene Ontology annotation, biological process: protein phosphorylation; intracellular signal transduction. The record is from RefSeq and is a predicted model, not a curated record. Gene Ontology annotation, cellular component: cytoplasm.
AGCGCCCCGCCCCGCCCCUCAGUGCGCCGGGCUGAUUGACAGGCAGCACACCGCGAAUAUGGCAGAGCGGCAACAGCAGAAGCUCGAAGGCAGGGUGAAGAUCGGCCAUUACGUCCUCGGCGUCACUCUCGGCGUGGGAACCUUCGGCAAAGUGAAGAUCGGGGAGCACCAGUUGACGGGGCAUAAGGUGGCAGUGAAGAUCCUGAACAGGCAGAAGAUUCGCAGCCUGGAUGUCGUGGGCAAAAUCAAGCGAGAGAUCCAGAAUCUCAAACUGUUCCGGCACCCGCACAUCAUCAAGCUGUACCAAGUGAUCAGCACGCCAACAGAUUUCUUCAUGGUUAUGGAGUAUGUGUCAGGAGGGGAGCUCUUUGACUACAUCUGCAAGCAUGGACGGGUGGAGGACACCGAAGCCCGCCGCCUUUUCCAGCAAAUCAUCUCAGCUGUGGAUUACUGUCACCGUCACAUGGUGGUCCACAGGGACCUCAAACCUGAAAAUGUCCUGCUGGACGCCAGCAAGAACGCCAAGAUUGCAGACUUUGGUCUGUCAAACAUGAUGUCUGACGGCGAGUUCCUGAGGACCAGCUGCGGGUCGCCCAACUACGCCGCCCCAGAGGUCAUCUCGGGAAGGCUGUACGCGGGCCCAGAGGUGGACAUCUGGAGCUGUGGCGUCAUCCUGUACGCACUCCUGUGCGGCACCCUCCCCUUCGACGACGACCACGUCCCCACGCUCUUCAAGAAGAUCAGAGGCGGCGUCUUUUACAUCCCGGAGUAUCUGACCCGCUCGGUGGCCUCGCUGCUGAUGUUCAUGCUGCAGGUGGACCCGCUGAAGAGAGCCACCAUCAAGGACAUCAGGGAGCACGAGUGGUUCAAACAGGACCUGCCGGGCUACCUGUUCCCCGAGGACCCGUCGUAUGACGCCACGGUCUUGGACGAGGAGGCCGUGAAGGAGGUGUGCGACAAGUUUGAGUGCACCGAGGCGGAGGUUGUUUCCAGCCUCUACAGCGGCGAUCCUCAGGACCAGCUCGCGGUGGCCUAUCACCUCAUCAUAGACAACCGGCGCAUCAUGACGCAGGCCAGCGAGUUCUACCUGGCCUCCAGUCCGCCUCAGGGCUCCUUCAUAGAGGAGGGCUUGCCGCUGCCCCCGGGGGUCAAGCCCCACCCGGAGAGGAUGCCCCCGCUGCUGGCCGACAGCCCCAAGGCCCGCUGUCCCCUGGACGCCCUCAACACCACCCGACCCAAACCGCUGGCCGUGAAGAAGGCCAAGUGGCACCUGGGCAUUCGGAGCCAGAGCCGACCCUACGACAUCAUGGCCGAGGUCUACAGGGCCAUGAAACAACUGGGCUUCGAUUGGAAGGUGGUGAACCCGUACCACCUGCGGGUGCGCAGGAAAAACCCAGUGACGGGCAACCUGGUGAAGAUGAGUCUGCAACUCUACCAGGUGGACAACAGAUCCUACCUGCUCGACUUCAAGAGCAUUGACGAUGACAUCAUCGAUGCGGUGGGCUUCAAGUCGGGCUCGUCCACCCCCAAGCGGUCCGGCUCGACGGCGGGCCUGCAUCGGCCGAGGCUCAGCUUGGACUCGGUGGAGGUGCCUCAGCUCAGCUCGUCGCUGCCGGGCUCGCUGAGCGGCAGCUCGCCGGCGCUCGCCCCGCGCCAGGGUUCGCACACCAUGGACUUCUUCGAGAUGUGCGCCAGCCUCAUCACCACGCUGGCCCGCUGACCCCCCCCCCCCCCCCCCCCCCCAGAUCAGAGCUUUUUCCCAAAGUGUUGGACCCGAGUCCUGAUGUCAAGCUGAUCCAGGAACAGGAAGGUGAGCACUCGGCACCUUUUUUUUUUUCCACCUGAGGGGACAUCCCAACACUGAUCAGAGGUCAGUUUGUGGUCUGAGGGAGCACAUGAAGAUUAUCCACGUACAUCGUAUUUCUCCCACUAUGUAGCGAACAAAAUCACUUUAUAUAAAUCAAAAUAUUUAUUUUUGGAGAGAUUAUUUUUAAGCAUUGAGCACAGAUUUAUUUAAAUGCUGUUUAAAUGUUCUGAUUAAAAGAGCAGAUUUGAGAAAUGAGAGUGACAGAAUGUUCCGCUGGCAUUAAUGACACGGCACAGACACACACCAUCGCACACGGAGGCUGCAAAUAUAUUACACCUACAAAUCUGACGAGGUUAAUAUGAAACACUCGUGUUAAUUAAAGCCAGCGCGGCGUUGACGAGGCAGACAUGGCGGCCUGUCACAUGGACGGUAAAUUAAAAUGACCACUGCUCUUUUCAUUAUUAUUACUCAGUGGAGAACUAAUGAAAAUGUCCCAUCACUGAGAGCCUCACGCACAUCAAAGGCUCCGCCCCUUCAUUUAUGCUGAUGCCGUCAUUCUUUAAACGCAACGUUUACUGCUUAAGCCCUGUGAGAUGGUGUGUGCACCACUGAAGUAGCCCCAGAAACCUUCUUCCAGCUGCCUUUAAACAACCAACUACUGUAUUUUCCGGGCUAUAAAGCGAACCAAUAUUUAAGCCGCACCCACCAAAUUUGAGAAAAAAUACAUCUUUUUACAUAUAUAAUCCGCACCAGACUGUAAGACGGCAGUAAAACGGCUGAUCAAACAAAACAGAAGUCAUUGUCAUGGACCCAUUAGCUGCGGAAGCUUGUUCUCCAAUCAGCUAAACGGACUCAAUAACUCCACGGUGACGUCUUGGUGAAUUUACGAAACUGAAACGAUACAGAAAGUAUGCCGUUGAAUGUGUUAGCAUAUUUGCUAAUGCUAACAACGCUAGCAGGAUUACAUUACGAUAGCCCAUACAAAUAUGCAUUAAAACUAGGGAUGUCCGAUAAUACGGGGCGAUAAAUGCUUUAAAAUGUAAUAUCGGAUAUUAUCGGUUUCAAAAUUAUCGGUAUCGGUUUCAAAAAGUAAAAUUUAUGACUUUUAAAAACGCCGCUGUGUACACGGACGUAGGGAGAAGUACAGAGCGCCAAUAAACCUUAAAGGCACUGCCUUUCCGUGCCGGCCCAGUCACAUAAUAUCUACGGCUUUUCACACACAUAAGUGAAUGCCAUGCAUACUUGGUCAACAGCCAUACAGGUCACACUGAGGGUAGCCGUAUAAACAACUUAAACACUGUUACAAAUAUGCGCCACACUGUGAACCCACACCAAACAAGAAUGACAAACAUAUUUUGGGAGAACAUCCACGCCGUAACACAACAUAAACACAACAGAACAAAUACCCAGAACCCCUUGCAGCACUAACUCUUCCGGGACGCUACAAUAUACACCCCCUGCUACACCCCCACCUAAACCUCCUCAUGCUCUCUCAGGGAGAGCAUGUCCCAAAUUACAAGCUGCUGUUUUGAGGCAUGUUAAAAAAAAUAAUGCACUUUGUGACUUCAAUAAUAAAUAUGGCAGUGCCAUGUUGGCAUUUUUUUCCAUAACUUGAGUUGAUUUAUUUUGGAAAAACUUGUUACAUUGUUUAAUGCAUCCAGCGGGGCAUCGCAACAAAAUUAGGCAUAAUAAUGUGUUAAUUCCACGACUGUAUAUAUCGGUAUCGGUUGAUAUCGGAGUCGGUAAUUAAGAGUUGGACAAUAUCGCAAUAUCGGAUAUCGGCAAAAAAGCCAUUAUCGGACAUCUCUAAUUAAAACACUCCUAGAGACAUCAUACAUGGGAUGGUUUAUUAAGUAUGAGUUGUUUUAGAUCUAUUUUAAAACUCACAAACGUUGCUUACAAUGACGAAUGAAGAAUCCUUUUGAGCAGAAACGCUACGAAUGGAUCCCGACAUGAAACAGGAAGUACAUUGUCAACCUGCAGCACAUGCAAGUGCGCAAACUAGUUUAAAAGAUGGCGCCGUAGCACAAUCAAUAACACCUUUUUCAGUGUCUGUCAGUGUAAUAUAAAAACUGUAUGUUAAAUACAAAACUUAUUGGCUUAUUAUCCCCAAAUUAGCCGCACUGUCUCGUAAGCGGCUUAAAGUGUUGAAAAAAGUAGCGACGUGUAUUCCGGAAAAUAUGAUAUUUUUGUGUGUGUGUGUCAUAUGAUUGUUAAAAGUCAAUAUUUUUUUUGCUGCGUUUUCACACAGAACCCCAUCUCUUUGUACCGUUUGUUUCCUCAAUGUAUCAUGUUUCUGAAAUGGAAUGUAAAGAAAAAUGAUGUUGAAGGGUCCUCUCGCUUUCAUGUUGGCAGGGAGCACUCAUGCGCUGUUGUCUUUCUGCAGUUGAAAUCUUGAAGCGAGUUCAAAUCUAUACACAGUGGAACCUCGAUUUACGAACAUAAUUUGUUCUUGAACAUGGUUUGCAAACCGAAAAGUUUGUAAAGUGAAGCAUAGUUCCCCCAUAAGAAUCAAUGUAAACAUGAAUAGAUGGUUCUAGCCCUGACAAAAGUCUGUGUAUGUAUAUGUGUGUGCAUAUAUAUAUAUUUAUAUAUAUAUAUAUAUAUAUAGAU